AGAGCAGUGAACAGUACUCCUAGUGCAUUUGGACCCCAUUUCUGCUCUACCACUUUUAAGUCUUUUCCAAGAAGUCAGAAGUGGGGGCACUUCCUGACAAUUACAGUAUGUUCCCCACCUCUUGCAACUCCGUAGUAUUGAGACACUUCGUAUUUAAAUGCGGCAAGACCAGGACACUUGCAUGCUUGGGCUGAUGAGUGGCAAGCAACAUGCUAUGCAAUAACCAUCUUUAACAAGAGCAGGUCAGCAGCUGGGAGUUCUACCUGAUUGACUGACUGCUCAAAACCUGUCCACCAUCCACAAGGCACAAGUGAGGAGAGUAAUGAAAUACUCAUCCAGGCAAUUGGAGAGUACAGCUCCAGCAACACUCAAGAAGUUUGAUGAUACCAAGGACAAAGCAACUCACAUGUAUCCCUAUCCAUCGCAUUGAACAUUCACUCCGUCAAUCACCAAUGAACAGUGACAACAGUGUGUUUCUUACUGCAGAAUCGUCUGCAACAACUGAGUGGUAAGGUUCCUUAGACAGCACUCUCCAAACCCACAACCUUUACUACCUAGAAGGACAAGGGCAGCAGAUCCUUGGAAAAUCACCACUUGCAUGUUCUCUCCAAACCACCCAGCAUCCUCAACUUGGAACUGUAUCACUGUUCCUUCAUUAUUACUGUUCAAACUCCUGGAACACCUUACCUAAUAACAUUUUGGGUAGGCCGACAUCAAAUGCACUGCAGUGAUUUAAGAGGGCAACUCAUCAUAUCUUCUCCAGGGCAAUUAAGGAUGGGUCAUAAAGGCUGAUCGAAUUGAUGCACCCCAUGUCCUCUGAAUGAAAUUAAGACAAGCUGCAGAUUUAAGUAAACCUAUAGACAAGCGGAUUUACAAAGGAACACAGCCCACCUGCCAUGAUUUCAACCAUUUGACAGCUACUGCAGAAAGUGUCUCCCUACUUGUGGGCUUCUCUGCAGGACAGGUUCAACUUAUAGACCCUGUAAAGAAAGAGACUAGCAAACUUUUUAAUGAAGAAAGGUUAAUAGACAAGUCACGAGUAACCUGUGUUAAAUGGGUGCCUGGUUCAGAAAGCCUGUUUUUAGUGUCUCAUUCCAGUGGCAAUAUGUACUUGUAUAAUGUGGAACAUUCUUGUGGUACCACAGCACCGCAUUAUCAGCCAUUGAAACAAGGAGACAAUUAUGCAGUUCACACUUGCAAAAGCAAAUCUACAAGAAACCCUUUACUCAAAUGGACAGUUGGAGAGGGGGCUCUGAAUGAAUUUGCAUUCUCUCCUGAUGGGAAGUACCUUGCUUGUGUAAGUCAGGAUGGAUUUCUCCGUGUGUUUAACUUUGAUUCGGUGGAGUUACAUGGUACAAUGAAAAGUUACUUUGGAGGACUGCUAUGUGUGUGUUGGAGUCCAGAUGGAAAAUACAUUGUAACAGGUGGAGAGGAUGAUCUGGUGACCGUGUGGUCUUUUAUAGACUGUCGUGUAAUAGCCAGGGGACAUGGACAUAAGUCAUGGGUCAGUGUUGUUGCAUUUGAUCCGUAUACCACUAGUGUAGAAGAAAAUGAUCCUAUGGAGUUCAGUGGGAGUGAUGAGGACUUCCAAGACCAAAUACACUUUGGCAGAGAUCGAGCAAAUAGUACACAAUCUAGGUUGUCAAAAAGGAAUUCUACAGACAGUCGCCCUGUAAGUGUCACGUAUAGGUUUGGGUCUGUUGGCCAAGACACACAGCUUUGUUUGUGGGAUUUGACGGAAGAUAUUUUGUUCCCUCAUCAACCUCUUUCACGUGCUCGGACACACACAAAUGUGAUGAAUGCCACAAGCCCAUCUGCUGGAAAUGUUGCAACCAGCACUGGAAGCAAUGGCAACAGCAGCAUCACAACAACACCCAGCAAUUCUUUACCUCCACCUCUUCCUCGAUCAAAUAGCCUUCCACAUUCAGCAGUUACAAAUGUCAAUAACAAAAGCAGCGUCAUGGAUGGUGCAAUUGCUUCUGGAGUCAGUAAGUUUGCAACCUUAUCACUACACGACCGCAAGGAAAGACACCAUGAGAAGGAUCACAAACGAAAUCACAGCAUGGGCCACAUUUCCAGCAAAAGCAGCGACAAGCUAAACCUAGUCACCAAAACUAAAAUGGACUCCGCUAAGACUCUUGGAACUUCUCUCUGCCCUAGAAUGGAUGAUGUGCCCUUGUUAGAGCCUCUUAUCUGUAAAAAGAUAGCACAUGAAAGACUGACUGUGUUAAUAUUUCUUGAAGACUGUAUAGUCACUGCCUGUCAAGAGGGAUUUAUUUGCACAUGGGCAAGGCCUGGUAAAGUGGGUUUAAUGUCAUCCCAAAACCAAGCCAAUUCGCCGAGUGGAACUGUAGUAUAGCCACCGUGGUACUGCUAGCAAAGCUUCGCCACAGGAUAAGAAGUAAUGACAUUGGAGCCAGGAGCUGGUCUUCAGCCACAGAGCUUUAGAAAUUUUAUUAUAGUGGUGUUUUUGUUCAGAAUUCUGCUGUGAAUUGUGUAGAGCUACCACUGGGGGAACAGUGUCGAGUGUAUGCUGUUGAUAUGGGUUUAUCUGUCCAAGUAAAAUGGGAAGGCUGCUAACUCCAAGACUAUUACUAACUUAUUUCCUUGGCAUUAGCAGCAAAUACUAAAAUCUAUUUUAUCAAAUCUUAACUUUUCAAUUUCUUUUGUUUUCUCAGCUGGUGUAUUUUAAUCAUAUAUAUAGUGAAAAAUAAUUAAAACAGUCUAUUUGCAGUGCAUUAAAUGGCCCUGUGAACAAGUAUCUCACUGUGUAUUUUGCACUGAUUUUUGUUUGGCUUCCUUUGUUUUUAAAAUGAAACUAGUUGGAAGGCAGCUUGGAAUGCACUCACUGGAAUUGAGUCAUUACUUUCUGGCUUGAAUUUGUGAUUCAAGAGGUGGAUGUUGCAAUCAUAGAUUUAUAUUAAGAAAAAGUUGCACUUAAUAGUUUAAUGUAAGUAGGAAAUAAAAUAGGAUGUGCAAAACCUCCCAGAACAGGUAUGUGCAGACAAAAAAGGAAUUUCUUCUGUAUCUAUUAAACAUGUACUUUAAUAUUGUUUCAAAUUGAACCAACUGUAUUAUAAAUAUAAAUAUUGUUCGUCAUGGGGCAAUGAUCAUACACUAGUUGAUGUUUUGUCUUCUAAUGAACGUGGUUUCUAAUUCAGAAAAUAGACAUAAAAUCUUGAAUAUAGUUUUUCUGUUUAUUUUAUUUCAGUUGUAAAAAUAGUAAAUUUGGCUGUAAUUAAUCCUUUGUUGAAUUGACUAUUUGGUACAAAAGAAAAUCUUUGUAUUAAAAAUUAAGGUUAUCUCAGCUGUAGAGUUUUCAUAACUAAUGCAUAUUUUAAAUUUCUGAGCUUUGUACUUCUGUGGUUGAUGCAUCGCCAAGGUCCAAAACCUAGCACAUGGAUUUAUUAGAUGCCAAUUAGGAACAUUUGCAUUGAGGAAUUGUUUGAUGCAAUUUUUUGUGUGGGUUAGAAUUGCCUGGUCAUAACAGACCCUCAUCAAUGUAAAUGAAUUUAGGAUGUGCCAAACAUUUUACAGCUGUCAUGCAAUCUAACCAGGAAUUACUGUGGGUUGGGUCAUAUUAUAUUAUAAAUUUGCUGUAUGGAUUAAUGCUGAUUUCUUGAAAGAAUGUAAAAGUACAGAUGAAGCUUGAAUAAAUGAUACCUUGCAUA
Molecule: messenger RNA, 3671 nt
Organism: Chiloscyllium plagiosum (whitespotted bambooshark)
Lineage: Eukaryota; Metazoa; Chordata; Chondrichthyes; Orectolobiformes; Hemiscylliidae
Gene: wdr20a
Product: WD repeat domain 20a
Molecular function (GO): protein binding
Source: RefSeq, a predicted model, not a curated record